Messenger RNA from Malaya genurostris, 2220 nucleotides. Its product is annotated as L-lactate dehydrogenase. Lineage: Eukaryota; Metazoa; Arthropoda; Insecta; Diptera; Culicidae. Gene Ontology annotation, biological process: carboxylic acid metabolic process. The record is from RefSeq and is a predicted model, not a curated record. Gene Ontology annotation, cellular component: cytoplasm. The transcript is spliced from 5 exons. Gene Ontology annotation, molecular function: L-lactate dehydrogenase (NAD+) activity. The coding region runs from base 352 to 1347 and encodes 331 amino acids.
CUGACAAAACAGAGUGGAAACCCUUCAGACAGCUUUGUUCAGGGAACCAAACAGCACAAUAAUCAUUACUUCCGACGGCAUGUCGUCAUCGGCGUUUUGAGCAUUUCUCCUGGUAGCAGCGGUAACCGAAAAAGGUCACCUUCAGAGUCUCUUCCACCGAGAGGAUAUCCAAACGUAACGCCACGAAGUUUAUAUGUUGUGCCUGGGUCGACGCGUACUGGCAUACGUAUUCCGUCACUUGCACUGUUCAUACGCGGUUCGCCAAAGCGGUGUGGUUUUCUACAGUACUAAAGUUGAAAGCACUUUUGUUUAUCUGCUGGAAGCAAUUGCUAUUAAAUAAAAUCAACAAAAAUGUCUGUGAAAAAUUUGCUGAUGAAGGAAAUUGCCGAACCGAUGGCCACAUCGGGAAACAAGGUUACCAUCGUCGGUAUCGGCCAGGUCGGUAUGGCAUGUGCCUUCAGUAUCCUAACUCAGAGUGUCUCCAGCGAGGUGGCCCUCAUCGACGUCAACGCCGACAAACUGCAGGGCGAGAUGUUGGAUUUGCAGCAUGGUUCAGCCUUCAUGAAAAACGCCCAGGUCAAUGCCAGUACAGAUUUCGCGGUUUCCGCCAAUUCCCGUUUAAUCGUAAUCACGGCCGGUGUUCGCCAAAAGGAAGGUGAGAGCCGUCUGAAUCUGGUUCAGCGCAACUGUGACAUCCUCAAGGGAAUCAUCCCCAAACUGGUCGAACUUAGUCCCGACUGCAUUCUGCUGGUCGUUUCGAAUCCAGUCGACAUCCUCACAUAUGUCGCCUGGAAAUUGUCCGGUCUUCCGAAGAACCGCGUCAUUGGUUCCGGUACCAAUCUCGAUUCAUCUCGUUUCCGAUUCCUGAUGUCGCAACGAUUGGGUGUCGCUCCGACCUCAUGUCACGGUUGGAUCAUUGGUGAGCACGGUGAUAGUUCCGUUCCGGUUUGGUCCGGCGUGAACGUUGCCGGUGUACGAUUAGCCGAAAUCAAUCCAGCCAUCGGAACGUCAGACGACCAGGAAAAGUGGGGCGAACUACAUCACGAAGUCGUCAACAGUGCCUACGAAGUCAUCAAACUGAAGGGAUACACUUCCUGGGCUAUCGGACUCAGUGUUGCCUCACUGGCAUCGGCUUUUCUGAGGAACACUUACAACGUACAUGCCGUGUCCACUCUGGUCUCGGGAGAGCAUGGAAUCAACGACGAAGUGUAUCUAUCUCUACCCUGUGUCUUAGGCAGAAACGGAGUGUCUCAUGUAGUGAAACAAAUUCUCACAGCUGAAGAAACUAACAAACUGCAGACAUCGGCAAAAAUCAUGGCUGAGGUUCAAGCCGGCAUUAAGUUUUAGAUACUUUUAGCACUUUUAGGGCAUUAUUAAAUUAUUAUAUUUAUUGGUAAGGGAGUAUAGCUAAUCUUCAACUGCAAAAAAUAGAAACUACUUUUUCUAACCACGCGCACCAAAUAUCUUAUGUCGUUUUCGUUUUUAAAUUUCACUACACCGGUGUAGCGAAAGCUGCACCUAAACCGUUCGUUUUUACCAAUUGCACUACACCAGUGCUACACUUUUUCUGCACCGAUACCACUGGUGUAGCACUCAUCAAAAGUUUGGUGUAGCUCUGUGCAAUGGACUCGUUUAUUGUAGUCAAUGGUUACUGUUUAUGUUUUCGUAAUUUUUGUUCGUUUAUUCAUGCCUCCGUGUAGCACUGCACCGGUGUAGUGCAAAUUAAAAACGAAAACGCCAUUAAUGUUCACCUCUCUCCAAAAAUCUCUUUCGUAGUUUAUGAUAGAAAAUAUUGUCUUAAGAGAACGCAUUGAUCAAAACUGAAGCAUUUGUUUUGACUAAAACUAAAAAUCUCUGUUGACUAAGCAAAAAUGAAAAUUUAUCAGAGCAAAACACAGCCUACCUCGGAAAGCAUUUAUACACAAUUCGGAAUUAAAGAAUUGGAAACGAAUGUUUUUUUAAACAGAUCAAAAUUAAUGUAGAAUAAAGUAUUAUUUCUCAAGGCAUGAUCAGUAAUAACCAGUGACUAGGUUAGCUUAGAUGAGAAGAUUAGUGUAUUUCUAUCACAAAAAAAAACACACUACUAACAGAUGAUGUAUUCGAUGCCUUUGGAUCAUCGGUCUUUUCCGGCCAGAGCAGGCAGUCGAAGUAGAAGCCACCUAUGAAGCCACUCAACUAAAUGUGCGGAACUAAAAUAUGAAAUAAAUAUUAUUCCAACAA